ACCAGGGUAAUAAGGCACCAGAGCCCUUUCAGCCGGAUAACUCCUUGUCCUUCAGCUUUACUUCACUGCGUAUCCAUCCCCAAGCUAAGCCAAGCAACAUGUCCAUCUUGAAGAUCCAUGCUCGGGAGAUUUUUGAUUCCCGAGGGAACCCGACUGUAGAAGUUGAUCUUUACACUGACAAAGGACUUUUUCGAGCUGCUGUUCCUAGUGGAGCUUCCACUGGCAUCUAUGAAGCUCUGGAAUUGAGGGACAAUGAUAAAUCAUGUUAUAUGGGCAAGGGUGUCUCAAAGGCUGUUGAGCAUGUCAAUAAAACAAUUGCUCCCGCACUGAUUGAACAGGGAAUCCCUGUAGUUGAGCAAGAGAAGAUUGAUCAAUUCAUGCUGGAGUUGGAUGGCACUGAUAACAAGUCUAAAUUUGGUGCUAAUGCCAUCUUGGGUGUGUCCCUGGCGGUGUGCAAGGCAGGAGCUGCAGAGAAAGGUGUCCCUCUGUACCGACAUAUUGCUGACCUUGCAGGCAACCCAGAGGUCAUCUUGCCAGUGCCAGCUUUCAAUGUGAUAAAUGGUGGCUCCCAUGCGGGCAAUAAGCUGGCAAUGCAGGAGUUCAUGAUCCUGCCAGUGGGAGCCAGUAGCUUUAAGGAUGCUAUGCGCAUUGGGGCUGAGGUCUACCACAACCUGAAAAAUGUCAUUAAGGAGAAGUAUGGCAAGGAUGCAACCAAUGUAGGUGAUGAGGGUGGAUUUGCGCCAAAUAUUCUGGAGAAUAAGGAAGCACUGGAGCUGCUAAAAUCUGCCAUCAGCAAAGCAGGCUACAGCGAUGAAAUUGUGAUUGGCAUGGAUGUAGCAGCAUCAGAAUUUUACCGGAAUGGAAAAUACGAUCUGGACUUCAAGUCACCUGAUGACCCUAGUCGUUAUAUCUCCCCCGACGAACUUGCUGAACUGUACAAGAGCUUUGUGCAGGAUUAUCCUGUGGUGUCCAUCGAGGACCCAUUUGACCAGGAUGACUGGCAGGCCUGGACCAACUUUACUGGCACUACAGACAUUCAGGUAGUUGGGGACGAUCUGACAGUGACUAAUCCCAAACGCAUUUCCAAAGCAGUGGAGGAGAAGGCCUGCAACUGUCUGCUGCUUAAAGUGAACCAGAUUGGCUCUGUGACUGAGUCCCUGCAAGCCUGUAAGAUGGCUCAGUCCAGUGGAUGGGGUGUGAUGGUGAGCCACCGCUCAGGAGAGACUGAGGACACCUUCAUUGCUGACCUGGUUGUUGGCCUGUGCACUGGACAGAUCAAAACAGGAGCACCCUGUCGUUCUGAACGCUUGGCCAAAUACAACCAGAUACUCAGAAUUGAAGAGGAGCUGGGCGAUAAUGCUCGUUUUGCAGGGAGGAAGUUCAGGAACCCACUGAACUGAGACUGAACAUCUGAUUACGCUGCAAAUCCAUGUUAGGAUAAUCUAGCUCAUACUUGCUGUCAGUAUAGAAAACUAAAGUGUAUGUAGAGAAAACUGUACUGUAUAUUUUAACAUGAUAAAUCUACUGAAGAAACUUGCAGUAUUUAUGGUUGUUGGUAAAAAUAACAGUGCUGUGAACUUGAUGAAUAACUGGCUGAGAAUUGUAUUUAUGAAGAACCAAUUAUGUGUCUGUGGUUGCAGCAAAUAAGAAUAAACAUGACCUCAAACUUU
Clarias gariepinus (North African catfish) is the source of this 1670-nucleotide messenger RNA. It is a transcript of the gene eno1b, whose product is annotated as enolase 1b, (alpha). Gene Ontology annotation, cellular component: phosphopyruvate hydratase complex. The transcript is spliced from 12 exons. The coding region runs from base 99 to 1400 and encodes 433 amino acids. NCBI's taxonomy places the organism in Eukaryota, Metazoa, Chordata, Actinopteri, Siluriformes, Clariidae. Gene Ontology annotation, molecular function: phosphopyruvate hydratase activity; magnesium ion binding. The record is from RefSeq and is a predicted model, not a curated record. Gene Ontology annotation, biological process: glycolytic process.